Molecule: messenger RNA, 1079 nt
Organism: Ostrinia furnacalis (Asian corn borer)
Lineage: Eukaryota; Metazoa; Arthropoda; Insecta; Lepidoptera; Crambidae
Gene: Hph
Product: HIF prolyl hydroxylase
Exons: 5
Coding region: 1-363 (120 amino acids)
Biological process (GO): cellular response to hypoxia
Molecular function (GO): peptidyl-proline dioxygenase activity; L-ascorbic acid binding; ferrous iron binding
Source: RefSeq, a predicted model, not a curated record
AUGCCAAACACUUCGGCGAUGGUGGCAUGCUACCCAGGGUCGGGCAGCCACUACGUGAAGCACGUGGACAACCCCAACAAAGAUGGCCGCUGCAUCACAGCCAUAUACUACCUGAAUCUCGACUGGGACGUCAAGAGCUGCGGGGGUCUUCUGAGGGUGUUCCCCGAAGGCACUAACCAGGUAGCAGACAUAGCGCCAAUCUUCGAUCGCAUGCUGUUCUUCUGGUCCGACAGGCGGAAUCCCCACGAAGUUCAGCCGGCCUACAGGACGAGAUAUGCCAUUACCCUUUGGUACUUCGACCACCAGGAAAGAGAAGAAGCUCUAAGAAAAUACAAAAAAGGUCAGCCAUCUUCGAGUCAGUGAUACAGGGUGUCACAAACUCGCUGCGCGUAACUGCAGCCUCUUUGUGAUGUGCGGACUAUGAGUGAACUUCACUAGUGAGUCUAUUGUUCAAUGAUUGACAACUCAACGAAAGCCUUUUAGAUAGUGCUGUUUUAAAAUUGUUAAAACAAUAUUGUUUGUGCAGAUGUGAUUACUUUUUCUUAUGUGAACUAAAACAUUCACCCUGUAUACAGUAUUAAAAGUAAUUCCCAAAGCCAUUUUUCAUCUAUUUCCUAAUUCUUCAAUCUCUUCUAUUCAAAUCUUACUCAAAAUUAGAAACUAAUUAUAUCUGCACUGACAUAUUGUGUACUCGUAUAUCGCCUUUGAAAGGCUUAAAUGUAUUUUCCUACUAGUAAGUCAAUAUUACUGUUUCAUAGUCCUAUUUUGAACUAGUUUGUACAAAUCCUUUACGCAAUAGAUGUGGACAGAAACCAUUCAGAAUGGCAGGUUUAAUUUUCAACAUCGUCGAAAUACGUGGUCCGUUCAACAUCAAGGAAAAUCUGUCGCUUAGUACCGAGCUUCUAAAGGGUCAUCAAUGAUGAUGAUGAUAACCAUAACUGCCAAUCUAUGGCAGUCAACUGCACCAAGGAUGAUCUCUAAUGCUUCAAACACACCAACGCGUGCAGUGGGUCUAGACAAAGUGUAAAUUAUAAUCGCAAACCAGUCGAAAAGUGGUCGAAAAGCCCCUUUUUUGUAUG